GGGCGCAGCCAGCAGUGCAGCAGCAGCCACCACGCAGCAUGGCUGAGAAACCCCAAAUCCAGCUCUUCAUCAAGGCAAGUGAGGACGGGGAGAGCGUGGGGCACUGCCCCUUCUGCCAGCGGCUCUUCAUGGUGCUGCUGCUCAAAGGGGUGCCCUUCACCCUCACCACUGUGGAUGUGAAGAGGGCAUUGGACGUGCUGAAGGACUUUGCACCRGGUGCCCAGCUGCCUGUUCUGCUCUACAAUGGCGAGCCCAAGACUGACACCAUCACCAUUGAGGAGUUCCUGGAGGACCAGCUGGGCCCCCCCAUGUGCCCCAGUCUGCUCCCACGGUACCCAGAGUCAAGCCUGGCUGGGAAYGAUAUCUUCCACAAGUUCUCUGCCUUCAUCAAGAACCCAGUGCCUGCCCAGGAUGAGGCGCUACAGCGGAGCCUGCUGCGGGCCCUGCUGAAGCUGGAUGAGUACCUGGCUGCCCCUCUGGAGCACGAGCUGGCCCGAGAUCCCCAUCUCCGGGCCUCCCAGCGCCCCUUCCUCGAUGGAGACUACCUCACACUGGCUGACUGCAACCUGCUGCCCAAGCUCAAUAUUGUUCAGGUUGUGUGCCAGCACUACCGUCGCUUUGGGAUCCCCAAGGACCUGCGGGGCGUGUGGCGGUACCUCAACAGGGCCAGUGAAACCAAAGAGUUCAAAUACACCUGCCCCAAUAGCCAGGAGAUUAUACAAGCCUAUCGUUCUGUGGUCCAGGCACUGCAGUGAGCCAGGCACGUGCCCUGGUGGGCGUAGGGCCAAGGUUGGGGUCAGGCAGGAGGUCAGUGCCCACCCUGGCCCUGCCUGCWGGGGCUCAGGAAGGCUGAGCACAAGCUGGGCCCCUCGCACCCAAUUUCCCUCCACUGGUACUCAGGUGCCAGCAAGAAUCUGCAGUGCUCUGAGCCCCUCUUGUGCCACCCACCCUUCCUCCCAGCCAGGACAAGCUCUGUGGCCCCUCAAGCAUCAGGAUGUGGGUAAGGGAGCAGAGCUACAGGGACCAUCAGUGCCAAAGCUAUGCCUUGYUGAGGGUAGGGAUAGAGCUGGGAAGAACAAGCUGCCCUGUAGCCACUUGCAUAGGCACAUUGUGCCACUCGCCUGAGCAGCAGGCACCACAGGCUGCCCUCAUACCUGCGCCAGGUGAGGGGACCCAAAAGAGCCAUAGAGAAACCUGGGGACAGAGCUGGAGAAAGAUGGCACAGGCAAUGGCCAGAGAAUGAGAACUCGCUGUCAGAAAGCUCUCAGCAGAUUUGGGGGUUAUGAUGAGGGGAAAACCCAAGCUAAGCUUCAGAGCUCCUGGAAAUCAAUAAAGGCUUUGCA
This is a messenger RNA of Malurus melanocephalus (red-backed fairy wren), 1343 nucleotides long. RefSeq names its product chloride intracellular channel 3 (gene CLIC3). NCBI's taxonomy places the organism in Eukaryota, Metazoa, Chordata, Aves, Passeriformes, Maluridae. The record is from RefSeq and is a predicted model, not a curated record. The transcript has 6 exons. Bases 39 to 755 code for a protein of 238 amino acids.